AUGAGGGUGCAGUGGCGGUACACGCAAUUGCAAGGGCCGUAUGCGGUGGUGGACUGGUCGAGGACAUGGACCUGGCUCAUCUGGACACUGCUGGUCUCGGUGGCGCUGAACGUGUUCUGGGUGGUGACUGCGCUGGUGCACCGACCGAUGAAGACGCCGCUGGAUCACUAUGCGCAAUUACACAAAAUCCCCGUGGUCGACGAAACCUCGCUGUCCGACCCACAUCCCACGAGCGGGCCGGGGAAUGUGAUCGCGACAAGUUUCUUCACGGACGAGUUCGCCACCGCCAUCGUCGCGCUCGGCCACUCCCUCAACCGCGUCAACACCACCGCACAGCGCGUCGCGAUCUACAUCCCCGAACAAGUCUCCGCGCGGGGGCUCUGCAUCGCGUCCGCAUCCGGGUUCGAGCCGCGUGCUGUGGAGCGCAUCGCGCCGCCACACGGCGGCAAGGGCGUGUACCCGCACUUUGUCGACCAGUACACGAAGCUGCGCAUCUGGGAGCUUGAGGCGUCCGGCGCGCGAGGGGUCGUGUACAUGGACGCGGACACGCUCGCGACGCGGAACUUCGACGAGCUCUUCUCGCUCCCUUUCCAACUUGCGGCGGUCCCGGACGUGUACCCGGACCACAAGGGCUUCACACUAGGCUUCAACGCAGGCGUGCUCUUCCUCCGGCCCUCGCGCGAGGUCUUCCGUGAGAUGCUCGCGCACAUCGGGUCGGCCGACUCGGACGCGCACGAGGCAGAACAAGCGUUCUUGAACCAGUUCUUUGGCGCGGAGGUCGCGCGUCUUCCCUACGCCUACAACGGGAACCUCGCGAUCAAGGCGCGCAGCCCCGCGCUGUGGGCGGGGAUCCGCGACGAGCUGCGCGUGAUCCACUACACGAUGGUGAAGCCAUUCACGAGGGACAACCGGAACUACGCGCUGGUGCCGAUGGAGGAGCUCGAGGCGAACGCGCGCAGCCGGAGCGUCGAGGAGGGCCACGACUUUACGGACGAGAUGGAGGAGUGGGCGCAGGUGUGGCACGAGACGUACGAGAUCUACGGGGAGAGGUUGCGGCACUGCAUGCGGCUGUCGGACGCGCCGGGGGUACAUUAGAGCGCGGGGGAAGGCAAGGCGGGGCAGCAGGGAUCCGCGGCCGGUAACUUAUACGAUCCCGCCAUCGUGAUCGCGCUGCACGCCCACCCAGCGGCAUCACACAUCCUACGAGGGAGAUAUUAUAGUAGUAUCGGGCAUGCUCA
This is a messenger RNA of Trametes versicolor FP-101664 SS1, 1238 nucleotides long. RefSeq names its product nucleotide-diphospho-sugar transferase. The transcript is spliced from 2 exons. The record is from RefSeq and is a predicted model, not a curated record. Gene Ontology annotation, molecular function: glycosyltransferase activity. NCBI's taxonomy places the organism in Eukaryota, Fungi, Basidiomycota, Agaricomycetes, Polyporales, Polyporaceae. Bases 1 to 1095 code for a protein of 364 amino acids.